GCAAUAGCUUUGCCUGAAUUAGAAGUUAAAGAAGGCACAGAUCUUUUCAUCAUAGAUGAAGUGGGCAAAAUGGAGCUUUUCAGUUCUUUAUUUUUUCCUGCUGUUUUGAAAGUUCUUGAAUCCAAUAUCCCGAUUCUGGCCACUAUACCCAUACCCAAGUCUGGUCGUGACAUCACUGAAGUUUCUAGGUUACGAAAUCAUCCAGGGGCCGCAGUAAGCACACUCAAUACCGGGAAUAGAGAUGCCAUUAGAGUGACCAUAUACACUCAGAUUGUCAGCUUACUGCAAAAACACUGAGGUUCCAUUCUGGACGAUACAUGCUUCAGAAAUUAAGCAGAGGGACCAUUCGAAAGACAAACUUGCUGCUAUAACGGUACAGUCUCCUUUGUGCAUUUUUUUUUUUUUUCGUUGGCUGUGCUCUAUGGUUCAAAUAUGUUGAGACAAUGUUACCGUUG
Messenger RNA from Dendrobium catenatum, 455 nucleotides. Its product is annotated as nucleoside-triphosphatase THEP1-like. Gene Ontology annotation, molecular function: ribonucleoside triphosphate phosphatase activity. The record is from RefSeq and is a predicted model, not a curated record. The annotation marks the transcript as partial. The transcript has 3 exons. NCBI's taxonomy places the organism in Eukaryota, Viridiplantae, Streptophyta, Magnoliopsida, Asparagales, Orchidaceae.